This is a messenger RNA of Racocetra persica, 176 nucleotides long. NCBI's taxonomy places the organism in Eukaryota, Fungi, Glomeromycota, Glomeromycetes, Diversisporales, Gigasporaceae. The record is from the annotation of a GenBank genome assembly.
UAACGAACCACUUAGCGAAGGAGAACUUACCAAAAAAUACCCCAAACGAGCAGAAUUAUUAAAAGCCUUAGGAAUAAAUAUCUUAAAAGAUCAUUCAAACUCUCUCACAAAUAAUGAAGAAAUGGCAUCAGCUGAAGUUCAGGACGUAGAUAUGUCAGAGGCAGUGAAAGAUGAAG